GUUAACAAACGUCUUUUCAUCGGCCAAAGGACUUUGAAUCCAGGUCAGAAAUAAAUAAUAAAAAAAACGUCUUUUCAUUUGACAAUUACGUUUUCGUUUUAAAUAGGUUACAAUAGUUUAUUUACUUCCGUAUUGCCGCGAAAACUUGCAUAAAAUGAAUGACAAACUUAUAAAAUAUUAAGGUGAUAAUAUUAAUAGAAUACUGUUAUGCCGCGUGUUAAGAUUGACUACGUUGUUAGUGUAAGCAGCGAAGAUCCAGAUCACCCGGCCAGCAAUCUGCUCGCCAGCGAGGUGAGCAAGCGACGCUGGCUGUGCAGUGCUGGCGCGGGCGAGGGCGCCGUGCUGCUGCAGCUGCAGCGCGCUGUCACCAUAUGUGGUGUCCAUAUCGGAGCACACCAGGCCGCAUUCGUGGAGGUGCUGGUGGGCACUGCAGACCGGCCCGUCGACCAGUAUGAGGUGCUGGUGCCACGCUGCAUGUUCUCGGGUCCGGCGGAGUGCCGGCGGGCGGGCGCGGGCGCGGCCGGUGCUGCAAGUGACCGCGUGCGCAGCUUCAACGUGGAGCAGCUGGCGGAGGGCGCGCGCCGGCGCCGCUGGGACCGCGUGCGGCUGCUCUGCUCGCAGCCGUACAACAAGCACUGCCAGUUUGGACUCUCUUUCAUUCAUAUUUAUGAACCGGAACCACAGCCCCCGCCCCGGCCCCAGCCCCCAGAGACUUGUCUCUCCCUCGGGAACUACUCCUCGGACGAGGACGAGUUCCGGCCUGGGGCAUUGUUCGCUAAAUAUCGACAGAGUCUGAAGCAGAACGACGACAACGUCAGUAGUUGUAACUCAGAUGCCCAAAUAAGAAAAGCGUCCGCGCAAGCAUUGAAAAAUAUACCAGAUGCGGACACGAGACUCAAGAAAACUGCAAUAGAAAGCGGCGGCGAGCGAACACCGCGCCGAGCUGCGGCCGGCGACCAGCGCGAGGUGCUGCGCGGCGUCGUGUUCGCAUUGAGCGGCUUCGUCAACCCCCAGCGUGCGGCGCUGCGGGACCUCGCCCUCGCCCUCGGCGCCCGCUACCGCCCCGACUGGACCCCCGACUGCACGCAUCUCGUGUGCGCCUUCCCCAACACGCCCAAGUUGAAGAAAGUGGUAGCGAGCGCGCCCCACGCCCACGUCGUCAGCGCCGACUGGCUGCACGCCUGCCAGCGGACCCGGCGGCGCGAGCCCGAGGCGCCCCACGCGCCCCGCGCACCCCACACGCCCCGCGCGCCGCGACAUAAACACCCCGCGCCCUCGCCCGCACCGCCCCGCGCGCCCCGCACACACCGCGGUUCGUGCACUCAACUACAGCAGUCUUAUUCACGAUCAGACCGAACACAGGGAAAGUGA
Messenger RNA from Papilio machaon (common yellow swallowtail), 1371 nucleotides. RefSeq names its product DNA repair protein XRCC1 (gene XRCC1). Gene Ontology annotation, molecular function: damaged DNA binding. Gene Ontology annotation, biological process: single strand break repair; base-excision repair. The record is from RefSeq and is a predicted model, not a curated record. Gene Ontology annotation, cellular component: nucleus. Lineage: Eukaryota; Metazoa; Arthropoda; Insecta; Lepidoptera; Papilionidae.